AUGGCCUUUCCAAGAUCCAUGUGGCUGAACUGUGUAUGGAGAGCGCUGAUAGCCCGCCUGCUACACAUGGGAUUGAAUGCCACUUUUGCUUUCUCUAUACUUGGAUUUUUGCUUCACGCUGCAGCUGUGUCCUCCCAAAAAUUGGAUGAUACCAACCCAGUGGUGACCACCAACUUUGGCAAGAUAAGAGGGAUUAAGAAGGAACUAAAUAAUGAAAUUUUGGGGCCUGUUAUUCAGUUUCUCGGGGUUCCGUAUGCUGCCCCUCCAACAGGGGAGCGCCGCUUUCAACCUCCUGAGCCUCCGUCUCCCUGGGCAGAUAUCAAAAAUACCACUCAGUUUGCUCCAGUGUGUCCCCAGAACAUUAUAGAAGGCAGGUUGCCUGAAGUCAUGCUUCCCGUGUGGUUUACUAAUAACUUGGAUGUAGUUUCCACCUAUGUACAAGAUCAGAAUGAAGACUGCCUCUAUUUAAAUAUCUAUGUCCCAACCGAGGAUGUCAAAAGAAUAUCCAAGGAAUGUGCCAGAAAACCCGGCAAGAAAAUUUGUAGAAAAGGAGGUCCCCUUACAAAGAAACAGACAGAUGAUUUAGGUGAUAAUGACGGUGCUGAAGAUGAAGACAUUCGGGACAGUGGGGGACCUAAGCCUGUGAUGGUGUAUAUACAUGGAGGGUCCUACAUGGAAGGCACUGGAAAUUUGUAUGAUGGCAGUGUUCUAGCAAGUUAUGGGAAUGUGAUAGUCAUCACAGUCAACUACCGCCUUGGGGUACUUGGAUUUUUGAGCACUGGGGACCAAGCAGCAAAAGGAAACUAUGGCCUCCUUGAUCUAAUUCAAGCUUUGCGAUGGACUAGUGAAAAUAUUGGGUUCUUUGGUGGUGACCCGUUAAGAAUAACUGUUUUUGGAUCUGGUGCAGGCGGUUCAUGCGUCAAUCUGUUGACUUUAUCCCAUUAUUCUGAAGGUAACCGUUGGAGCAAUUCAACCAAAGGACUUUUUCAAAGAGCAAUAGCUCAAAGUGGAACAGCACUGUCCAGCUGGGCGGUUAGUUUUCAGCCUGCAAAAUAUGCCAGGAUGCUGGCUACAAAAGUUGGUUGCAACAUGUCGGACACUGUAGAACUGGUAGAAUGUCUACAGAAGAAGCCUUAUAGAGAACUCGUUGACCAGGACAUUCAACCAGCUAGAUACCAUAUAGCCUUUGGACCAGUAAUUGAUGGCGAUGUGAUACCCGAUGAUCCUCAGAUAUUGAUGGAACAAGGAGAAUUCCUCAAUUACGACAUCAUGCUGGGAGUUAAUCAAGGCGAAGGGUUAAAAUUUGUUGAAAACAUUGUGGAUAGUGAAGAUGGCAUCUCAGCUAGCGAUUUUGACUUUGCAGUUUCUAAUUUUGUCGAUAACUUGUACGGAUACCCUGAAGGCAAAGAUAUAUUGAGGGAAACUAUUAAAUUUAUGUACACCGACUGGGCAGAUCGACACAAUCCUGAGACCAGAAGGAAAACACUGCUGGCUUUGUUUACUGAUCACCAAUGGGUUGCACCAGCAGUGGCCACAGCAGAUCUUCACUCGAAUUUUGGAUCGCCUACAUACUUCUAUGCCUUUUACCAUCAUUGCCAGACAGAUCAGGUACCUGCGUGGGCAGAUGCAGCCCAUGGAGAUGAGGUUCCUUACGUACUGGGAAUCCCCAUGAUUGGUCCUACUGAAUUAUUUCCUUGUAAUUUCUCCAAAAAUGAUGUCAUGCUAAGUGCAGUAGUGAUGACAUACUGGACAAACUUCGCAAAAACUGGUGACCCAAAUCAGCCCGUGCCACAAGAUACAAAAUUCAUCCAUACAAAACCAAAUCGUUUUGAAGAAGUAGCAUGGACCAGAUAUUCUCAGAAAGACCAACUGUAUCUUCACAUUGGAUUAAAACCACGAGUUAAAGAACAUUAUAGGGCCAAUAAAGUGAACCUUUGGUUGGAACUGGUACCUCAUCUGCACAAUCUUAACGACAUUUCACAGUAUACCUCUACCACAACUAAAGUGCCAUCAACAGAUAAUACUUUCAGACCAACAAGGAAAAAUUCAGUUUCUGUUACUUCAGCCUUUCCUACAGCCAAACAAGAUGAUCCCAAACAGCAACCAAGCCCAUUUUCAGUGGAUCAAAGAGAUUAUUCAACAGAAUUGAGCGUUACUAUUGCAGUUGGUGCAUCUUUACUCUUCCUGAACAUUUUGGCCUUUGCAGCACUGUACUACAAAAAGGACAAGCGGAGACAUGAUGUUCAUAGGAGAUGUAGCCCACAACGUACUACUACCAAUGAUCUCACCCAUGCACAAGAAGAGGAGAUAAUGUCCCUCCAAAUGAAGCACACUGACUUGGAUCAUGAAUGUGAGUCCAUCCAUCCACAUGAGGUGGUUCUCAGGACCGCCUGUCCCCCAGACUACACGCUAGCUAUGAGAAGGUCUCCUGAUGAUAUUCCCUUAAUGACGCCCAACACCAUCACAAUGAUUCCCAACACUAUACCAGGGAUUCAGCCCUUACACACAUUCAAUACAUUUACCGGAGGACAGAACAAUACUCUGCCCCAUCCUCAUCCCCACCCCCAUUCACACUCAACAACCAGGGUAUAGCCAGACAAGAUGAAACAAACUUUAUUUUUUGAUGGAUUACAGUAGGUGGUAUUACUGAAGAUUACUUGGCUUUCAACCUACAAGACUCUUACUAUUUAAAUAUGGAGGAAUAUUAUGUGAAUAUACAUAUCAAGAACUUUUGGGGUUUUGAAAAAAAAAAUGAAUUGUACAUAUAUCAAAUGAACUUAAGAAACAAAAACAAACAAAAAACCACCCAACUGUUGGCAGUUGCUUGAAACAGUUGUCCUGAAUGAUACUUUUUCAUUCACAUUCAAGUAUUAAUUUUCUGAAGAUUUAAGUUACAUAAUGGAAUUAGGCAUGUGCAACACAAACAGGAAAGAACAAAGACUGAAAAUUUUAAAAACCUAUAAAUAUGCACAAGGGACACACUAAUGGAAUGUCAGAUAACUUUCACCAAUUUUUAUUUGGACCUGUUUUAUUGUGUAGACCAUAUUUACAUAUUUGAAUAAGUACACAAAGCACCAAUGCUGUUAAGGCCUUAGGAAGGGGCUCAUGCUGAGAUCUGCCAGUCAGACAAAGAAGUUUUACAGCCUGGCAGGUACAAGAUUAUCACUUAAGUGCUGUCAGUGUAAAAGUUGUGGGAAUAAAAGAAACUGGUUAUUUUUAGCACGAUGUGCAUGAUAAUUUAUAUGCUUGGUGGCUGUGCUGCUGAUUAAGCCGUAAUUAAAAUUCUUCUCAUCCCAUUGGAGUUUUAAUAGAAGCGUUCUCCAUCAAUUGGCACAACCUAAGGAAGUUUUUUAAAGGGGCAAAAGUAAUUACAGUGAAAUAUUUCAUAGUAAUUUCAGUAAAAGAAGGAAUUGCAACAGUUCUAAGAGGUAUUUUUGGAAUUCUAGGUAUGCGGUGGUGAAAACUCACUGAUUUGAAUCCCAGAAAAAAAUCUAUUUUAUUAAUGUUGUCUUCCCUUUUCACCUAAAUAGUGUCUAACAUUAACAUAAUUGUAACUCUAAUGGAAACUCCUGUGGUAAAGGAUUUAUAAUUUUCUGUGACUUAAUUACAAUAUAUUUAGUUCAAAUUGGUGAGGUAAAGUGUGUCCAAAGAUUGAAUUGCAAUGAUGUUUUGCGGUAUAAAAACGCCCCAAUAUCACCACUCUGAUUACAUCUCUCAGUUUAUGGUUUGAACUCAUGUUGCAUGUUACAGAGUUUACUUACGAUACUUUAAUAUAAAGUUAAUUCCCUUUUUGCUAUACAUUAGCCAUUUAAAUGAAUUCUGUAGAUCAGAAG
Messenger RNA from Centrocercus urophasianus (Greater sage-grouse), 3833 nucleotides. It is a transcript of the gene NLGN1, whose product is annotated as neuroligin 1. The record is from RefSeq and is a predicted model, not a curated record. NCBI's taxonomy places the organism in Eukaryota, Metazoa, Chordata, Aves, Galliformes, Phasianidae. Gene Ontology annotation, cellular component: synapse; cell surface; postsynaptic specialization membrane. Bases 1 to 2592 code for a protein of 863 amino acids. Gene Ontology annotation, biological process: neuron cell-cell adhesion; postsynaptic membrane assembly; chemical synaptic transmission. Gene Ontology annotation, molecular function: signaling receptor activity; neurexin family protein binding. The transcript has 7 exons.